This is a messenger RNA of Beta vulgaris subsp. vulgaris (sugar beet), 432 nucleotides long. RefSeq lists its product as uncharacterized. NCBI's taxonomy places the organism in Eukaryota, Viridiplantae, Streptophyta, Magnoliopsida, Caryophyllales, Amaranthaceae. Bases 1 to 432 code for a protein of 143 amino acids. The record is from RefSeq and is a predicted model, not a curated record. The transcript has a single exon.
AUGAGGAGUUUCAGGUGGGAGACAAGGUGUUGCUUAGAGUUCUCCUAUGAAAGGAGUUAUGAGAUUGGGAAGAAGGGCAAGUUGAACCCUAAGUUCAUUGGCUCAUACGAGAUUCUGGAGAGGAUAGGAGAGGUUGCUUAUAAAUUAACAUUGCCACCAGGUGUUGAUCGUGUGAAUAAUGUAUUCCAUGUUUCUCAAUUACGACGAUAUAUUAGCGCCCCGUCUCAUGUGUUAGAACCCAAGUCUCUACAGCUAGAUGAUAACAUGACCUAUGAAGAGUUUCCAGUUAAGAUUCUAGAUCAUAAAGUUCGAAAGACUCGUAGAGGUGAGACAAAGAUUGUGAAAGUAUUGUGGUCAAACCAUAACUCGAAGGACGCUACUUGGGAAGCUGAGGAUGUCAUGCAUCUUAAGUAUCCUCAUCUCUUCACCUAG